Messenger RNA from Staurois parvus, 600 nucleotides. The record is from the annotation of a GenBank genome assembly. NCBI's taxonomy places the organism in Eukaryota, Metazoa, Chordata, Amphibia, Anura, Ranidae.
GGCCGCUCGGCUCUACUGUGCAGAAGAACCUGCUCCUCGCUCCUACCUGUCUGCAGUCUCUGGUCAUCUCCUGCACUAUGUCUGCAGUAUCUGGUCAUCUUCUGUACUAUGUCUGCAGUCUCUGGUCAUCUUCUGUACUAUGUCUGCAGUCUCUGGUCAUCUCCUGUACUAUGUCUGCAGUCUCCAUCUUCUGUACUAUGUCUGCAGUCUCUGGUCAUCUUCUGUACUAUGUCUGCAGUCUCUGGUCAUCUCCUGUACUAUGUCUGCAGUCUCAGGUCAUCUCCUGUACUAUGUCUGCAGUCUCUGGUCGUCUCUUGUACUAUGUCCGCAGUCUCUGGUCGUCUCUUGUACUAUGUCCGCAGUCUCUGGUCAUCUCCUGUACUAUGUCCGCAGUCUCUGGUCAUCUCCUGUACUAUGUCUGCAGUCUCUGGUCAUCUCAUCUCCUGUACUAUGUCCGCAGUCUCUGGUCAUCUCCUGUACUAUGUCCGCAGUCUCCGGUCAUCUCCUGUACUAUGUCCGCAGUCUCCGGUCAUCUCCUGUAAUAUGUCUGCAGUCUCCGGUCAUCUCCUGUACUAUGUCUGCAGUCUCCGGUCAUCUCCU